AUGGCCAAUGUCCAGCUACCUCUUGAGUCAGAAAGCACCUCACCUUACCUGGACCAAGCAUGGAGCUCAUGGGCCAAGGUUCGAGAACUCCAAAAUGGAAAGAUAGUUCAUUUGGAUGGCGAGAACCUGGAUAUCCCGAGCGUUGUUGCUGUUGCUCGAUUCCAUGGCCGUGCCGCCGUCAAUCCUGAUAUUGAUAUUGCUGGGCGUGUGAACUCGGGAGUCAGAUGGCUUCGGGAGUAUCUUCAGAAGGGAUACCAGGUUUAUGGCGUAACCACCGGCUUUGGCGGAAGUGCUGAUGCACGCACUCUGGACUUCCACAGCCUUCAAGCUGCGCUGUUGCAACUUACCCAAACGGGCGUCCUGGCAGAGUCGGAUCUCUCGCCUGAGAAGGGCAGCUAUGACAUUGGAUUUCAUAGCAUGCCCGUCACAUGGGUACGCGCCACGAUUCUCAUUCGUUGCAAUCAUCUGAUGCGGGGGCAUUCUGGCGUUCGCUAUGAGAUUAUCGACAACCUGCUCAAGUUGCUCAGUCUUGGGUUGACUCCAAUUGUUCCACUGCGAGGCUCGAUCUCAGCCUCCGGGGACCUUAUGCCCUUGGCGUACAUUGCUGGAAUUCUGGAAGGCAAUCCCGAUAUCAAAGUGCAUUGGGAUAAGGACAAUAACGGCUCUCCAAUUGUCAUUUCUGUUCCGGAGGCAUUGCACAUCGCAGGCCUCGAACCGAUUAUGUUGGGUCCCAAGGAAGGGCUAGGCUUGCUCAACGGGGCUGCAGCGUCUGCAGCGGUGGCAAGUCUGGCUGUGCAUGAGACCCACCAGCUGGCUAUUCUGACGCAGGCACUUGUUGGGAUGUCUUGUGAGGCUAUAUUGGGCAAUGCCGAAAAUUAUCAUCAUUUUGUUGCCUCCAUCCGGCCUCACAGAGGCCAGAUAGAGGUUGCUCGAAAUAUACGAAACUUUGUGCGUGGGACAUCUCUUCUAGAGACGUCCGAGACAAAGGAUCGCACGCGCCCAGGCUUAUUCCAAGAUCGGUAUGCGCUACGUGGUGCGUCGCAGUGGCUAGGUCCUGGUCUUGAAGAUCUUCUUCUCAGUAUCAAACAGCUGAGUACGGAGUUAAACUCCACACAAGAUAACCCUGUGAUCGAUACAGUGUCAGGAGAAGUGUAUUCGGGAUGCAAUUUCCAGGCGGCAUCAGUUACAACGGCAACCGAGAAGACACGUCUGGCUUUGCAAAUGAUGGGCAAAAUGCUGUUUAGUGUCUCUAGUGAACUGAUCAACCCCGAUCUCAACAACGGGCUACCUCCCAGUCUCGCGGCUGAUGAUCCGAGUCUGUCAUUUACGAUGAAGGGAGUCGACAUCAACAUGGCCGCGUAUAUGUCGGAGCUUGCCUACUUGGCAAAUCCAGUGUCGUCGCAUGUCCAAUCUGCAGAAAUGAACAAUCAGCCGAUCAAUUCACUCGCCUUAAUAUCCUCGAGAUACACCAUGCAAGCAGUCGAAGUUUUGUCUCUCAUGUGCGCCGCCCAUCUCUACGUCGUCUGCCAGGCCCUCGAUCUCCGAAUCUUGAACAUCCGGUUCCUAGAUGCUCUUGACGAGACCAUCGGCAAAGUUGUGCGCGAAAUCUGGGACAGACUUGCAGAAGAGCAAGUCAAUCCAUUGCUAGAGAACUUAUCGAAAGUCGCUCGUGGUUCCUGGAAACACUCUGCGCGAGAAAACAUUCAGGUCCGCGCAAACCUGCUUGCAAAGGAUGUCACACACUCCUUGGUCGAUGCUGCCGAGCAGUAUGGUGUGAGGUCUUCUCAUCUCCAGGAUGGCAUUGCGACUAUAUCGGAGAUCAAGACUCGCAUCGCUUCCGAGUGCGAGCAUCUAUUCCAGAAGAUGCGAACUGCAGCCUUCGCAGAGCCACAAACCGGCGCAUAUCUGGGCAGAGGGACGAAACUGCUCUAUCAAUUUGUUCGACACGAGCUCAGGAUUCCCUUUCAUACGGGACUGGCUGAGCACCCGACUGUGAAGGAGGAGUUUGGACUCAAUCGUGAGCGCAAGACGAUUGGGUCUUCCAUUUCCACUAUUUAUGACGCGAUUCGCGGGGGCCAAAUCACUACUCCGUUGGUGGGACUGGCGAGUUGUUUUGACUAG
This is a messenger RNA of Penicillium paradoxum, 2121 nucleotides long. RefSeq lists its product as uncharacterized. Gene Ontology annotation, cellular component: cytoplasm. Lineage: Eukaryota; Fungi; Ascomycota; Eurotiomycetes; Eurotiales; Aspergillaceae. Gene Ontology annotation, biological process: L-phenylalanine catabolic process. Gene Ontology annotation, molecular function: ammonia-lyase activity. Bases 1 to 2121 code for a protein of 706 amino acids. The record is from RefSeq and is a predicted model, not a curated record. The transcript has 3 exons.